AAUUCACAAUCAACCACUAUUUCACUCGUUACUACAUGCAUUAACUCACUAUAUUGUCUGUGUAUGCGUAGAGAGAGAGAGAGAGAGAGAGAAUGGAGAGCUAGAGUAAGAGAAAGUAUGGCGAAAAGAUGUUCAUAAUUUUCUUUCCCAAUCAAAACCCAGAAUACGUACAUAGAUAUCUAAUGCAUUUACUGCAAAAGCAAAUAAAGCUGGUGUAUUUGUGUUUUUUGGUUCUAUAAAGACCAACCCUUUUCCUAUGUGUCUUUCAUCAUCACACCCCUUGCUCAAGAACCUCCAUUUCUUGAGCAUAAAAGAAAAAUUUGAACAGAACCAACAAAUUUUUGCAUAAGUUCUUCGAGUGUUCUUCUUGAUAUUUGAAGGCAACAUGCCUAAUAAAGCUUUGCAUUUAGUCUUUGGUGUCAUCGGAAAUGCUACCGGUUUGUUUCUCUUCUUGUCUCCAAUGGUUACAUUCAAGAGAAUUGUCAUGAAAAAAUCUACAGAACAGUUCUCAGGCAUUCCUUAUGUCAUGACUUUGCUCAACUGCUUGCUCGCAGCUUGGUAUGGUCUGCCUUUUAUAUCACCAGACAACAUCUUGGUAACAGCAAUCAAUGGCACUGGUGUACUAAUUGAGUCAAUUUAUGUGUUGAUUUUCUUCAUAUUUGCACCCAAGAAGGAGAAGGGAAAAAUCUUGGGUCUUUUCAUUUCCAUUCUUGCUGUAUUUUCAACGAUUGCAAUGAUUUCUGUUUUUGGGCUUCAUGAAUCCAAGAAAAGAAAGCUUCUCUGUGGCUUUGCUGCUUCCAUAUUCUCUGUAAUUAUGUAUGCGUCACCUUUAUUGAUCAUGAGAAUGGUGAUUAAAAGCAAGAGUGUGGAGUAUAUGCCACUCUUCUUAUCGUUGUUUGUCUUCCUGUGUGGUACUUCUUGGUUUAUUUAUGGACUUAUUGGAAGAGACCCUUUUCUGUUCGUACCGAAUGGAUUUGGGAGUGGAUUAGGAGCAAUGCAGUUGAUUUUAUAUGCGAUUUACCGCAAUAAUAAAGAUGAAACCAAUCAAACGAGCUGGAAUGAUACUUUGGAAAUGGGAAUUGGCCAGAAUUAUCAACAAAAGCAAUCAAAUGUUCUUAAUGGACACCCAUAAGAACCACCAACCCUAAACCUAAGUAGCACUUACA
Messenger RNA from Olea europaea var. sylvestris, 1166 nucleotides. Its product is annotated as bidirectional sugar transporter SWEET1-like. The record is from RefSeq and is a predicted model, not a curated record. Lineage: Eukaryota; Viridiplantae; Streptophyta; Magnoliopsida; Lamiales; Oleaceae. Gene Ontology annotation, cellular component: membrane. Bases 386 to 1132 code for a protein of 248 amino acids. Gene Ontology annotation, biological process: carbohydrate transport. Gene Ontology annotation, molecular function: sugar transmembrane transporter activity. The transcript has 6 exons.